UAUUUUAUAUGUCGCGGCUCCCACAAAUGGGAACCAGGGGUCUUCUUUUACAAGUAAAACGGAAGUCGUCUGCUACGAUCAUAUCACAUUUUAUCACUGUUCAUAUGACCUAUAAUAAACGUCUAUACAUUGAAGAGAUCGCGCACGUGCCUAGUUUAUUUUUUUUAUCUAGUAAUGAUACAUAUAGAGAUCAAUGAGAACUGUGCCAGGUUCCUGGUGAAACUUUCAUAUAUCAGAUAGUGUUGAUUAGAUGAUACAUUUCCUCGUAUCGUUUACAUUUCUUAGAUUAAAUGUGAGUUUUACGCAGCUCCUGAAGAGUAAACACACCAGUCUAUCCCAUCAAUCUCUGCUGUAGAAAUUUACUCUGCUUCAAGAACAUUUGAAAAUAAAAUCUGUCACAAUUUUAUCUUUGAUGCAGCAAUAUUUGUCUGGACUAGAAACAAGAUACAUUGUUAUUGUUCCACAAACAUAUUACAUACAUUCCGCGUUCUUAUGUUUCUAUGACAACAAUUUUUAAUGGAUUAUUAUUUUAUUUUACGAUAUGACUCAUUUAUGUUGUUAUUGAUACUGGCCGCUGGAGCUUUACAAAAAGUUGAUGCAAACGAAAUAUAUCAUAUAACGGAUCUUGGAACGUUAAAAGGGAAAACACAAAGUGUGAGUUUCGGAGGGAAGUUUAAAAGUGUCACCAGUUUUCUUGGAAUUCCAUAUGCUAAACCCCCUAUUUGUGAAAGACGAUUUGCGAGACCAGAACGUUAUGGUAGUUUGAAAAGUUUUGGGAUAUACAAUGCUUUAUAUUAUCGAUCAAGUUGUAUUCAGUUGGCAACUUAUCUUUAUAUGAAACAUUUUAGUCAGAACGAGGAUUGCUUGUAUCUUAAUAUAUUUGUUCCUGAGGUUCCAGAACCACUGAUCAAUUCUCACAAAUAUGCUGUAAUGAUUUAUAUUCAUGGCGGAAGUUUUGCCGCCGGUGGGGCUGAUGUAUAUGCUGGUGACAUUCUUAGUGCGUUUAAUGACGUCAUUGUUGUGACGAUUAAUUAUCGACUAAAUGUCUUCGGUUUUCUCAGCAAUGGCGAUAAAUCCUCUGGAAAUUUUGGGCUUUGGGAUAUGAAGAUGGCUAUCGAGUGGGUGCAUGACAAUAUCGCGGAUUAUGGAGGCGAUCCCUCCAGAGUGACGUUGUUUGGUAAUUCGGCUGGUGGGGGCGCUGUACUCUAUCAAGCGAUCAAUCCUGAUAACCGAGGUUUAUUUCAUAGAGUAAUAUCACAAAGUGGAACAUGUUUUGCAUUCUGGGCGUUGCAACAUAAUCCAGUUCAUAACUUUUAUACGUAUCUAAAUAAGACAGGGUGUAAUCUCGGCAGUUAUUCAGAUCAGUUAGCAUGUCUACGUAAAUUGCCAACAGAUAAAUUAUUUGUUUCAAACACUUUAUUUGUACCUGUCGUUGAUAAUGACUUUUUAUUAGAAGACCCAUUAACUCUAUCAAAAGCUCAAACUGAUGCUGGUAAAAAAGCUAUGGACUUUUAUUCGGAUUUAGAUCUUUUAAUUGGUGUUCUUAGUCAAGAUGGAGCAUACGCGAAAGGUAGCUGGAUUAAUGCUGAAGAAAAUAUAAACGGAGUGUCAAGGUCAUAUUUCACAGAAAAGUUUGUUCCCCGGAUGUUACAUGAAGUUUACCACAAAUUUCAAUCAACGCUUGUAACAUCGUUUGUUAUCCACCAGUACACGAACUGGACAGCCCCAAACAAUACUCUACUGAAUAGAGAAAACGUUAUUGACCUGGAAUCAGAUGUUACGUUUUUCAUUCCUGCAAUACAUGCUGCAAAAACACACGCUCGUGUAGUACCUAAUCAUGAUGAUAGUAGAAAUAAUACGUACUUCUAUCUAUUUGAUCAUAAACCAGACUUCGCCCCUAUUCCAGACUGGUUGACCGGGGCUACACAUGCCAUGGAAUUACCUUUUAUAUUUGGUUUCACAAAAGCUCUGGAGAUAAAGAUGACGAUGGAUUAUGAAGCUGUUGAUCCUUUUGUUACUUCACAACAAGACAUUCAGUUUUCAUAUCAGCUCAUGACAUAUUGGACUAACUUUGUAAAGUCAGGGAACCCAAAUAUGGAUGGAACAGAGACUUCAAUCCAAGGAGCAGACCUUAUAGAGUGGCCUCCGUAUACAUUGGACACACAGCUAUAUUUAACUCUUAAUCCAAAUAUGACGUCAUUGUCGGUAAACCAUCACAUCAUUGCCUCGCGUGCGGCAUUCUGGGAAAAUAUAACUCCCUUACUGGAUGAGUGUAACUCAAACUCCGCCUCACUUUAUUUUACAUUUAAUAAAUGGAUUUUAUCUUUCUAUGUAUAUCUGUAUUUAAAUAUAUAUUAAUAGGUUAUAUGUAUUUUAAUUUACAUUUUCAUAGACAUGUUUGUAUGUGUGUUUACAUUUAAAUAGAUGAUAUAAUACUUAGUUUAGAGAUAAACGAAUCAUAAAGUGAAGUGAACAACGUUACAUUUCCUCGUGUUUUCCCCUUUUUUUAAAGAAAUAGGUCAAGAUGUAAGAUCUUUCUUGUUCUAUGUAAAGUCGAAAUAUACAAGGUAAUUAGUCCCGAUGUUUACCAAUCUUCAGUCUGUAGAUAAUUGGUAAAUUUAGAACAAUACAAAUGUUAACUUUGUUGUUCAUGCUCACUACCAUGGAUAUUUUAAAGAUAACACAAUUACAGUCAUUCCGACAAAAUGGAAUGAAGUCAUCGAGCAUACAUACUGUAUAAUGUACAUGCUGUUGUAGUAUAUGUAAAUUGUUCCGGUUGUAUUUUGUAUUUUGGAUUUAUUACCAAUGAUGAGAAUUAUUAUUUUAAGGAAAGUCGUCUUGAACAUAAUUUUAUAUAGGAAUGAUUUGAAAUUGGUUGAAAUAAAGAAACAAUGAAAUGUCCUGUGAUCUAUUUCGAAGGAAGUGAGUUCUGCCUUCUGUUUUCCUACGAUAACGUACCGUCCACCUCGCAGUUUGUUGAUUUUAAGUUUACUUUGACUUUGACACGGUUAUUUUUAUACGAGGGUCAUUUAAUACGUUCUGUCACUGGAAUAAAAUAUUGUAACCGCUAAAAUGUUUUCUUUUUCAAACCUUCAAGGAAUUCUACCCUCUACUGCAAUGUACUUUUGUAAUUCGAAAAACUUAAUGAUAAUCUUCUUUUGGAAUCUGUCGCAGGCACUGAUUAAUUGCGCUGCCAAGAGAAUUCCUGGACAAAUAUCUUGCACCAGAAAGUAUUUUAUUAAGCCUGGGAAACCGAAAGAAGUCGCAAGAAUAAGGCGGAUGGUUUAAACUUUAACAUUUUCAGACGACAAGAAAGACUUAACACUCUUGUUUUUAGAGCAGAGGCAUUGUCAUGUAUGCGAUGGACUUCUGACCAUCCCUUGUUUGGGCGCUUUUUAUUGUAAAACGUCUUUUUUCAAUUAAGAUUUAUGUAGA
Messenger RNA from Ruditapes philippinarum (Manila clam), 3435 nucleotides. RefSeq names its product bile salt-activated lipase-like. The coding region runs from base 517 to 2358 and encodes 613 amino acids. The transcript has 2 exons. The record is from RefSeq and is a predicted model, not a curated record. NCBI's taxonomy places the organism in Eukaryota, Metazoa, Mollusca, Bivalvia, Venerida, Veneridae.